This is a messenger RNA of Papaver somniferum (opium poppy), 2567 nucleotides long. RefSeq names its product WD repeat-containing protein PCN-like. The coding region runs from base 217 to 972 and encodes 251 amino acids. The record is from RefSeq and is a predicted model, not a curated record. The transcript has 4 exons. Gene Ontology annotation, molecular function: protein binding. Gene Ontology annotation, biological process: meristem growth; meristem maintenance. NCBI's taxonomy places the organism in Eukaryota, Viridiplantae, Streptophyta, Magnoliopsida, Ranunculales, Papaveraceae.
AAGAAGACCUAAAACACUCCAUCAAAACCCUGACUGACGGCCGCGCUUAAACCUCUCUCUAGAGGCAAGACCUGCAGCUCUUUUCGAGUUCGCAUCUCUUCUUCUCACUCUUCUCUAUCAGGAAACCCUAAUUUCAUUCAAAUCAGGAAAGAGAAAACUAGAAAAAGAUUUUGAUUGUAUUUCUAGGGUUUUUGUUUAUUAUUAUUGAGAAUCUUAAUGGAGAAACUGAUAAUACAUAAGAAUACAACAUCAGUAGAUUGGAAACCAUCACCUAUUAUUGCAUUAGCUACGAGUAUUUGUAAUUCUAAAGUUGCUGCUGCUCGUGAAGAUGGGUCUUUAGAGAUUUGGCUUGUUUCACCUGGUUCUGUUGGUUGGCAUUGUCAACUGACUAUACAUGGAGACCCUAAUUCCAGAGUUUCUUCACUUGUUUGGUGUUAUUCCAACUCCAAAACAAUGCCGGAGGGUCGUUUGUUGUCAUCCAGUAUCGAUGGAUCCAUAUCAGAGUGGGAUCUUUUUCAUUUAAAACAAAAGAUUAUUUUAGACAACAUUGGAGCAUCAAUAUGGCAGAUGGCUGUAGAACCUCUUGACGAAUCUCUACUUUCCACACAAAAUGACACCCAGCGAGCAGUCAAUGGACAUGCAACUAAUGCUGUUAGUGCUCUUAGUGACGAUGACACUAGCGAAAGUGAUGACGAUAAUGAUGACAUUGAAUUGCAUCCAAUGCUUGAAGACCCAUGUCUGGCUAUUGGUUGCGAUGAUGGUUGUGUUCGAAUUUAUAUUGUGUCUGAUUCAGAUGAGUUAACCUACAACAGGACGUUGCCUAGGGUUAGUGGGCGUGUUCUAAGUGUUGCGUGGAGUCUCGAUGCUAAGUCAAUAUUUUCAGGGAGUAGUGAUGGGUAUGUUGGCUUAUUUUUAUCUCAAAACGGAACUUUGAAUCUUGGGUAUUCCUCACCAACACACACAUGUUCUUAAGAGCUGUCUCUUUAGCAUAGGCAAUUGCUUCCUCUUUAGAUUUUGUUCCCUACAUAAGGACAACAUUAUAAGGUUCAUUACAAGCAAUCCAUUAGUAAAGUUCAAGAUACUAGGUGAAAAGUAUUCUUUGGUAACAUACACGAGGCAUUUUAUAGUAUGCCGACGUAUCCCGACCAAGUGGUCUUGCAUUUGUUGGAUCAAUAUAUGUCACAACCUAAGGACCGAAUGAAAAGAAAAUAAAUUGGUUCCACAAAAAAAUUAAAACACUAUGCCGGACCACAGUUCCGGCAUGGUCGAACUGAACCGAAACUGAAAACCAAAUUUGAAACUUUUUUCGGCAUACAAAUUUCAUCUGAAAUCAACGCCGAAAGCAUAGGUGCCGACAUUAUUGUUAUCUAUGGUUCCACGCUGGUACCUGUUUCCGACGUAACGGAUAAUUCAUAUACCAUGCCGGUAUUUAGCUUUGGAAAACACUCAUUUAUGUAUGGUUUUUUUUUUAGGUACCGGCAUGGUAAUGUUAUAAAUGAACAAUGUCGGUGGGUGUGCCAGCAUGUUUGUUAUCUAUGGUUCCAUGUCGGAAGUAGUUACAUAAUUUACCAUGCCGGUAUUUAGCUUUGGAAGACACUGCUUCCUGUAUGUUUUUGAUGCAGUACCGGCAUGGUAAAUUUACAAUUAAACUAUGCCGGUAGCAUAUUCCAUAGAAUAUUCCGUGGUAGGUAAAAAGUAACUUUUGUACUGACAUAGUUUUUUGGUUUAAUACUAUGCCGGAUUGUAUUUCAAAAUGGGGGAUAUUGGGCUGCCGACAUGGCCAUAGUAUGAAUACUAUGGCGGUAUUGGUACUGCCGGUAUUGUAUUCAUACCACGUCGAUGCCGGCACCGAGCUUUUUCAGCUGUAAAAAUGGUGGAUUCAAAGAAAAAAAUCAAAUUUUCAACCUCAUAGUAGCUUUAUCUGUGUAUUGGGAUGCUUGUAUGUUGUGCUAGUUUAAUUUCUUGUAUAAGUUCUUCAAAAAACUCUCCAUGCUCGUAAAAAUCAUCAUUUAAGGGUGUUGGCUCAACAAAGAUUUGCAAUUGUGAGUUGUUUUCAUUAGCUGAAGACUCAAGUUAUGCUCCUCGUUGUAGUUGAGUUAAAGAUUCAGCAACAUCAAUUCCCUCUUCACAAUCAUCCUCCAUUUUCACCAAAAAAAGUUCCCUCUCAAAUAUUUUUUCCCUCCUACUCUCACCUCACUCAUCCAAAUACAAUAAAAAUACACACUAAUCAUUUAACAAAUACUUAGUAUUUUUCUAAUUAUAAUUAAACAUUAGUGUGGGGUAGGUAGAUUAUGAAUUACAUAAAAUACUUAGAUAAGGGAUGAUCCUGAUUGAUAUUUGGAUCCAGUUUUUGUCAUAAAAUACAGAACACAGAAUCAUCCUUUAAGAUAGAUGGGAGAGGGAAGAAAAAGCUGACAAGUACGAAUACCAGCUGACAAACGAGCCCGUAGAAAGAACAUGUACAACUAUUUUACAUUGAACAUUUCUAGGUGAACAAAAACAAGAGAUUAAAAGAGAACAAAAAGAGAAAAGGGACAAUCAUGGCCACAACUGAGCUCCCUUCUUGA